AUGGAAACAAAUCCUCCAAAUAAUGCAAUACUGGAUGUAAAUCCAGAUACUGUCGAAGCUGAAGAUGUUAGGGACGCCCACGCUCUUGCUUUGCUAGCUCUUUCGAUUACCCAUCUUAACAUUCAAGAAACUAUGGAUACUUUUCCAGAUAUUCGUCAAAAAUUUAAAGAUCAGGUUAGUCAGGAUAAGCUAGAUGUUUGCAAAAGUAAUUAUAAUCGAGCAUACGAAGGGUUUAGAGAGGCUUACCUCCAUGUUGCGAAAAAGGCUUACUGGGAUGCCAUGAACACUGUUGCUAAUGCAACAAAUCAUGCUAUUGAGUGUUAA
This is a messenger RNA of Mangifera indica (mango), 324 nucleotides long. RefSeq names its product pectinesterase inhibitor 5-like. Lineage: Eukaryota; Viridiplantae; Streptophyta; Magnoliopsida; Sapindales; Anacardiaceae. Gene Ontology annotation, molecular function: enzyme inhibitor activity. Bases 1 to 324 code for a protein of 107 amino acids. The record is from RefSeq and is a predicted model, not a curated record. The transcript is spliced from 2 exons.